AUGGCUACGGCGAGGCGCUCCCUCGACAAGAACGAGGUCGAGACCCUCGGUCAUCGCCCUUCUGCAGAAGUCCACCUUGAAAAGGUACCGGAAGCCAUUGAGGUUAAUGGCUUUCGCGUGUUUGGUCUGAGUACUGAGGAUGCCGACUUCUACAAUAACUACCCGGCGGACAAGCGAAAGAAAGUGUUUCGCAAGGUUGACAUCCGCCUGAUCCCAAUGCUGGCGCUUCUUUACCUGAUAUGCCAUAUUGAUCGUGCCAAUAUUGGCAAUGCCAAGAUUGAAGGCAUGGUGGAAGACUUGGGCAUGUCGGGUGUGCAGUACAACACCGUCUUGUCUAUUUGUAAGUACCUCAAUACACUGGCCCUCCUGUGA
This is a messenger RNA of Colletotrichum spaethianum, 372 nucleotides long. RefSeq names its product high-affinity nicotinic acid transporter. The record is from RefSeq and is a predicted model, not a curated record. Bases 1 to 372 code for a protein of 123 amino acids. Lineage: Eukaryota; Fungi; Ascomycota; Sordariomycetes; Glomerellales; Glomerellaceae. Gene Ontology annotation, cellular component: membrane. The transcript is spliced from 2 exons. Gene Ontology annotation, molecular function: transmembrane transporter activity.